AUGGCCUGCAGUGAGACAAUAUUGACUUUCGGUGUUAUAUGCCGCGGCAUUUUCAUUUGCCAUCGUGCCAGGCCACAGCACGAGAUCUUCAAGGCACCUUGUGUCCUCCUCAGUCUGCUCGCGAGUUUGAAUCUGUGCUGUGGGAAAUUCGGAGCCCCAAUAACUGAUGAUGUGAGCAAGCUGUCGCUUCUGAAGCACAACAUCCCUUCCGAUUAUGAGAUUCCUGUUCAUUACAUUCCCAAAGAAGUGGCCGGUGCGUGCUGGGUGGUGCUGAACGUCUACCCUUUGGAGCAGAGUCUUCGCAAACUGGCCAACAUGUUUGGCGCCGACUCCUCCAACAAGGAGAACAUCCUGGUCUUCAUCGCCAUGCUGAAGAGUUUGCGCUUCACAUUCGACCACCAGGAACUGGAAACGGCGAUGCAAGUCUUCCAGUGUCACUACCGGGAGGGGAGCUUGAAGAAUGAGCUGUAUUUCGACUACAUCGAGGAUAUCCUCCAUGUUGCAGGUCAAGAGGCGUCCAACUUCUCCUGCAAGCCGCCGCCGUGUCUCAAUACGGCAAAUGCACCAGGGGAUCGCAAGGAGGGUCGCGAUUCCAGAUGGUGGAAAAGAACGCCGUUGCUGCUGGUGCUCGUCCCUGUGACAGCUUGCGUCGUUCUCAUCGUGUGGCGGGUCGCAUCUCCAAGACACCGCGCUGAGGACCUGGAGAUGGCGCCUUGUGACGCCGUUCCCAGCGUGUCCGUCUCCAUCCCGCUUCAAAGGGCCGGCGACACGCUCACGGAGGAGGGCGGCGGCGGCAACGAAAGCAGAUGAAGAAUAAAGACCAAGGGGGGAAAGGAUCUGUCCGGGACGGGCUCUGGCGAGAUGCUGAGCGUCAAAUUGACACCACCUACUGCGAAGGUUAAUGUGCGGUUACCCUGACGCAGAAUUUUCCUGGGCCACAUAUUGUACAAAACCAUAUAUGGACUUAAGGAACUGGAAAGAACCACUUAGUCGUUAUGUGGUUUGCCGCUGGUAAAUCUAAAAACUGCAAAGGCAAAUGGCAGAGCAUGACGCAUGGAUUCCUGCAAUGUUACAAGGUGUAAAAUCUGCUGUCACCGGAGUUUGGACCGUUGGGAAACCGGGUCUGUUGGAGAAGUAAAAGCAUGCUCAGAUGGACUUGCUGCGGAAGAACACCGAUCAUCAAAUGGACGACCUGCGGUAUCAGAUCCAGGUGUCCCGGAGGCAGACUUGGCCACUCAAAUCAUCGCGACACAGACUCCAAUCGACUUCGGUGACUUGGCAAAAACUAAAAGACUCGAGACUACACGAGAGACGCGAAGAGCUGUCAUACGCACAUUCAGGUUCGAUAAACUUGCCAAUCAUACAGCUGUCCCACGUGACUGGUCAACUCUAUUUAUGAAGACCAGAUAGAGCAGGUAAGACUGCAAAGGUGACUUGAGGUAACCUGUGCUAAAAUGAUUUGGGGCUAAGCGUUUAAUCCCAAAGUUCGACCUCUUCCUCGGACUUGCUUGAGAUGUCGAUGACGUCCUCGAUUAAUCGACUUUGACUCAACUAUCAGCACGUUAUGCAGGUGUCGUAAUGCUUUUUGAUACGAGUUUGAUUACACACGUCUUGGUGUUUUUGUGAUGCGCCGGAGCCACUUGUUGUUGACAUUGCGAUGAUCGGUCACAGAUGGCGAAGCCGCCGGUCGCAAACAACACUGCGCCCGCGGUUCAACAAGGGUCCCGCUUUGUGUAUCAAAGCUCGGAGCAGAUGGCAAAGAUAGCCGCGGCCAGACGGGAUGUGAAUCCCUCCAUUGUGUCCCCCCCUUUCCACCCGCGAUACAUCACUUCUUCUUCUUCCAGUUCUGCGCCGCAGCAAAACAAAAAAAAAAAAAAAACGGACUUUCUAAUGCCUCAUUGACUGAGUCAAUGCUGUUUCGAUCAUGAGAACAUGACUGUGUGGAGAGGGAGCGCUCUUGUCCGGGAUGUGUCACACACACACACACACACACACACACACACACACACACACACACAGAGGGAAGACAGGAGCGUCGACGAUAUACAGACGAACGGAUGGACGGACAGGCGGAUGAGCUCAAUGAGGAGAAUAAGAGGGACGCUUGUUCUCGGCCCACAAAAGACGUGACCGUAGGCCGGAGGAAAUGCCACUUACCAACCCGACUGAUGUCGACCGAGGCCGAUGAGUAAACGCGCCAGGAAUCUCUGUUGACCGCACGCAACUGCGAACCCUGAUUAAUUUUCCAAUAACUGUUUUUUCAGUAUUCCAAUGAUUGUUUUCCAUGGAAGUCCUUUGUUAAAAUAUACGUCAAUGCAAACAGCCGCAACGUUGAUGACGUUCUACACUUGUUGGAAAAAGUUACGAAAAUUUGCCUUUCAGGUGCAAUUUGGGGUGGCACGGUGGGUCAGCUGGUAAAGCGCUGGCCUCACAGUUCUGAGGUCACGGGUUCAAUACCAGACCCGCCUGUGUGGAGUUUGCAUGCUCUCCCCGUGCCUGAGUGGGUUUCCUCCGGGCACUCCGGUUUCCUCCCACAUCCCAAAACCAUACAACUUUAAUUGGACACUCAAAAUUGCCCCUCGGUGUGAUUGUGGGUGUGGCUGUCGUCUGUCCCCAUGUGCCCUGCGAUUAGCUGGCAACCAGUUCAGGGCUGCCCGUUGACAGCUGGGAUAGGCUCCGGCACUCCCCGGGACCCUUGCGAGGAUAAGCGGCUAAGUAAAUGGAUGGAGGUACAAUUUGAUCAUGAACUUAAAACGCAACAUUUAAUGGCGAACUUAAUUUGACCUGAUGUACACUUUUGAAUGGACAACUAUUUCAUGUUUCAGUUUCAUCCCAGAGUUUCACCUCAAAACCAAACAUCAUAACUUUUUAUGUGUAGUGUACAUUCCAGUGUGGAAUUAGUAUUAAAAUAGUUGCAUCUAUUGAAACUUCCAGGGGAAGUAUAUUUAACGUAAGUGAUUCUACAACAAAAUGCAGUGAACACUUUUCCUCAUCUUACACGUUUUUGUACGAACUCUGAACAUUUUUAACUGUUUUCGCCAGUAUUAUAUGAUCAUAAACUGUUCAUUAUACUCAAAGUGUGAAAUGAUAUUCUGUGUUUGGCCCUGCUCUUUUUGAACACAAUUACAAAUCUACAACCUGUUUAAACGUGUUUCUAUCUCGUUUGCCUUAUUUAGCCACAUUGUAAAACCGAAAUUGAAGUACAAUUAGAAAUAGGCUCGGUAUGACGCAUCGUCGUUGCGCCCCACUUGAAUGCAACGUAUUUAAAUGUUUUUUUUUAUUAUUAUU
Messenger RNA from Syngnathoides biaculeatus (alligator pipefish), 3288 nucleotides. RefSeq lists its product as uncharacterized. The record is from RefSeq and is a predicted model, not a curated record. Gene Ontology annotation, molecular function: stem cell factor receptor binding; cytokine activity. Gene Ontology annotation, cellular component: plasma membrane. NCBI's taxonomy places the organism in Eukaryota, Metazoa, Chordata, Actinopteri, Syngnathiformes, Syngnathidae. Bases 1 to 810 code for a protein of 269 amino acids. Gene Ontology annotation, biological process: cell adhesion; positive regulation of cell population proliferation. The transcript is spliced from 8 exons.